GAUCAUGUCAAAUUACAGAAGUAUCGACUUCAAAGUAUUUGGAAGAGUACAGGGGGUAUUCUUCAGAAAGUUUACAAAGGAGCAAGCAGACAAGCUGAAGUUGGUCGGUUGGUGCAAAAAUGAACCAGACAAAACUGUGAUAGGAGUAGCACAAGGUCUGUCCCCUGCUAUUGACACCAUGAAGAGUUGGCUGAACAAGACUGGUAGUCCUCAGAGCCGUAUUGACUCUUGCAGCUUUUCUAACGAUCGUAGUGUUGAGAAAAUGGAGUUCGGAGAGUUCGCUAUCCGUAGGAAGAGGAAAUGAGUUUUGGGAGUUUGAGAAACUGGCUGUAUAUUUUGUACAAAUAUUUGAUACUUACAAUGUGUUAGAUUUAGGGGUGAUGAAGGAUUUCGUAAUUUAAUUGUGAGAUAUGCGAUUAUUGGUUAUAAACAUUAUACACAGGAAGCGUUACACGAAACUAUCAAAAGUAAAACCAUGGAUUGAUAAUGAUGCUAGAAGGUUAUGA
Messenger RNA from Bolinopsis microptera, 506 nucleotides. Its product is annotated as acylphosphatase-2-like. NCBI's taxonomy places the organism in Eukaryota, Metazoa, Ctenophora, Tentaculata, Lobata, Bolinopsidae. Gene Ontology annotation, molecular function: acylphosphatase activity. Bases 5 to 304 code for a protein of 99 amino acids. The transcript has 3 exons. The record is from RefSeq and is a predicted model, not a curated record.